Colletotrichum siamense is the source of this 1728-nucleotide messenger RNA. It is a transcript of the gene DIP5-2, whose product is annotated as Dicarboxylic amino acid permease. The transcript is spliced from 3 exons. The coding region runs from base 1 to 1728 and encodes 575 amino acids. The record is from RefSeq and is a predicted model, not a curated record. Gene Ontology annotation, molecular function: amino acid transmembrane transporter activity. NCBI's taxonomy places the organism in Eukaryota, Fungi, Ascomycota, Sordariomycetes, Glomerellales, Glomerellaceae. Gene Ontology annotation, cellular component: membrane. Gene Ontology annotation, biological process: amino acid transmembrane transport.
AUGAGCGACGGCCUCGUCAAGCGGACGUCCUCUUCGGAGGGCGCCCACGACCCCGAGAAGACGGCCUUCCAGACCAAGACCUACGACGACACCGAAAAUGUCCACAUCCGCGGUCUCGAGACCAGCGCCGACACCAAGCUGGAGAGAGGCCUCAAGGCCCGUCACAUCACCAUGAUUGCCAUCGGUGGUGCCAUCGGAACCGGUCUCAUCAUCGGAACCGGCAAGGCCCUCGCGCAGGCCGGCCCGGGCUCCGUCUUCAUCUCGUACACUCUCGUCGGUUUCAUCGUCUUCCUCGUCAUGGCUGGUCUCGGUGAGAUGGCCGCCUGGCUGCCCAUCUCUUCUGGUUUCACUGGUUACGCCUCGAGAUUCUGCGACCCUUCCCUUGGUUUUGCGCUCGGCUGGACUUACUGGUUCAAGUACAUCAUCGUCACGCCCAACCAGCUUACCGCCGCGGCCCUCGUCAUCCAAUACUGGGUUGACCGCGAUAGAGUCAACCCCGGUGUCUUCAUCGCCAUCUUCCUGGUCGUCAUCAUCUGCAUCAACUACUUCGGCAUCAAGUUCUUUGGCGAGUUCGAGUUCUGGCUGUCCAGUUUCAAGGUCAUCGUCAUCGUCGCCAUCAUUCUCUUCUCUUUGAUUCUCGUCUGCGGUGGUGGACCCAACGGCGAAGCGACCGGCUUCCGCUACUGGAAGGAUCCUGGUGCUUUCAAGGAGUACAUCGACACCGGUGAUGCCGGCCGCUUCCUCGGUUUCUGGUCCUGCAUGGUCAACGCCACCUUCGCCUAUCUCGGUACCGAGCUUGUCGGUGUCACUGUCGCCGAGGCCCAGAACCCUCGCAAGACCGUUCCCCGCGCCAUCAAGCUGACCUUCUACCGUAUCCUGUUCUUCUACUGCCUCAGCGUCCUGCUCAUCGGCAUGCUCGUCCCCUACAACUCCCCCGAGCUCGCCUUCGCCAACAAGCAAUCUACCGGUGCCUCCGCCUCCCCCUUCGUCGUUGCUGCCCAGGUUGCCGGCGUCAAGGUCGUCCCUCACAUCAUCAACGCCUGCAUCUGCGUCUUCGUCUUCUCCGCGUCCAACUCCGACUUGUACAUCGCCAGCAGAACCCUCUACGGUCUCGCAUCUGAGGGCUCCGCCCCCGCCAUCUUCAAGCGCACCGACAAGCGCGGCGUCCCCGUCUACGCGCUCGGCUUCUCUGCCAUGUUCGCCCUCCUCGCCUUCAUGAACGUCUCCAGCGACUCGACCAAGAUCUUCGGCUACUUCGUCAACCUGACCACCAUCUUCGGUCUGCUCACCUGGAUCUCCAUCCUCGUCACCCACAUCUGGUGGAUGAAGGCCCGCAAGGCACAGAACAUCCCCAACGAGAUCAUGCCCUACGUCGCUCCCCUCGGCAUCUGGGGCUCCUACGCCGCCCUGGCCAUGUGCUGCAUCGUCGCCCUCACCAAGAACUACGACGUCUUCACCGGCGGCGACUUCGGCAAGGAGAAGUACAAGACCUUCAUCACCGGCUACCUCGGCAUCCCGCUCUACCUCAUCCUCAUCUUCGGCCACAAGUUCUACUACAAGACCCGCGGCGUCAAGCCCCACGAGGCCGACUUCUACACCGGCAAGGACAUCAUUGACCGUGAGGAGGAGGAGUUCCUGGCCCGCCAGGCUGCCGAGCAGGAGGCUCGCGGCGGCAAGGAGAGCCGCGGUGGAUGGUUCUACAGAGUCUUCGUCUCGUGGCUGCUGUAA